AUGUGGGACAUGCCGAAAAGAGUGGUUGGGCAUUUCAGCGUUUCAGGCCUGAAACUGACCGAGGUCCGCAUACCGAAGUACGUGAUUAAGGGUUCCGCGGCGCAGUUGGAGUGUCUGUACGAUCUGGACGGCGAGGCCCUCUACUCGGUGAAAUGGUAUAAGGAUGGCAACGAGUUCUACCGCUAUGUGCCGAGGGAUAUGCCGCCCGCCCAGACCUUCCUGCUGCCUGGUGUUAGCGUCGAUUUGCACAACUCGAGCGACGCGAUUGUUACGCUGCGCUACGUCAAUCUGCAGUCGGCGGGCCGCUUCCGGUGCGAGGUUUCUGGCGAGGCGCCCUCCUUCCAAACGGUCACCGAGCACGGCGACAUGAUUGUUGUGUGUCUUCCGGACGAAGGAGCGCCAAAAAUCAGUGGUGGACGACCGCGUUACCAGAUAGGAGACUAUGUUCGGGUAAACUGCACCGCUGGCCGCUCGAAGCCGGCUCUAGCACUAUCCUGGCAGGUAAAUGGAGAGGCUGUGGAGCAGCAGAAGCUUCGCAAGUACGACACGAUCGUUUCGGGACGAGAGGGUCUGGAGACCUCUGUGCUGGGCCUACAAUUCCGGGUGGAGCAGAAGCACUUCCGCAACGGAGACAUGAAACUUAAGUGCAUAGCCGAGUUGUCGACCUUGUACUGGCGGAGCAACGAGGAGUCCGUGGAGGGCGACCGGCCGCAGAAGGCCCCGGUGCUCGAGUCCCGGGAAACGGUCUAUGCCAGCAACUCGCGCGCCGAUCCCGUCCAAGCCAGUUCCACGGCUCCGCCGCCCUCGGCACCCGCGCCCCUCCUCCUCCUGCUGCCGGUGGCGCUGGCGGUGGUGGUGGCAGCCCUGGCGGAGGGGAUCGCAAACGAUACAGAUACAGAUAAGAUAUCGAUGGAUCGGACAGCCCCUGGGGGGAUGGCUAUAGCGAAAGGAGCCCGACAGGCGAGUGAGUUGCUGGCUGACCGCGAGGAGGAAAUUCGCAGGACGAGAGCCGGAAAAUCCGCGACGCAGCUUGAGAAAAUGGCAUUGACUGCACGGUAGCUGCAUUAAGCCAAAGGCGGCUAUUUCCCUCCACAGCACACACACACUUUUCACCGAUUUUUCCGUCUUCGCUUUGCAUAGAGAAAGAAACAAAGAAACUCACAGAAAAUCAACAACAGGAAAUGAACAAAAAAAAAGAGAAAAUCAUGCAAAACGAAAGAAAUGCAGCUAAUUUAUUUAUGCCGUUAACAAAAGCUUCUAUGAAUUUAAUUUUUAACAAGAAAACAAAAAAUAUCUAGAGCAUGAAAUACAAAGACUAGUGUGAGAUCGAGAAAAAUUGUAUGUGAAAAAGCGUGAAAAUGUUUUAACACUCUACGGAAAUGUUAGCACCUGUGUCGAACGAAAGAAAUCCAACUGUAAAUAGUUAAUGUUUAAUAAAUAUAUUUAUGUAACUGUAUUGUAUGUUAAUAAUUGUUAAGCUCACUCCCAUAAAAACAGAAUUUAAAUAUCACGCGAACGGAAUAAACGAAAAUGAAUGAAAAAUCCUCUACCAAGAGUCAAGGCAAAAUACGAGUUUAACAAAACAAAAAAAAAAUAAUUAUAAACAUAUAGGAAAAAAUAAUGGUAAGAAUUUCAUGGAUAAGCAAAGAAUAAGAUGAAUUUUAAGCAAACACACAGGCCGGAUAAAUUGUGAGCGGCACAGUGCGUUACGAAAGUAUGAUUCCAAAAAUUAAAUACGGCUAAAUUUGACCCAAAUAAAGCUGGCUAAAAGGGAAAAUUGAUUGUUAAAUUAAUAGAAUAUGUACCAAUAAAUUCAA
Drosophila takahashii is the source of this 1817-nucleotide messenger RNA. The record is from RefSeq and is a predicted model, not a curated record. NCBI's taxonomy places the organism in Eukaryota, Metazoa, Arthropoda, Insecta, Diptera, Drosophilidae.